AUGAAAGUCGCAGAGCUCAAGAGCGUGCUAAAGCGUCACAAUCUGCCGCUGUCGGGUGUUAAGCGAGAUCUUGCGGAGCGGCUUCGGGUGCAUCUAGCCCAACAGCAACAGCAGGAAGCGGAUCAGAAGAUGUCUGAUGUGCAACAGCAGCAGCAGCAAGAGGCGAAAGCGAAGGAGGAGAAAGCACAAGAGAACGAUUCAGGCUCAGACGUGCAAGAGGCGCCGAUUCAGGCGGACGAGACGGCCAAGGGCGAGGCAGCGGCAGGGGAGGAUAGCAAGGCGAGGAAGGGAGAUGGCGAUGCUGAAAACGGUGACGAGGUGACUCCGGUGGUGCUUUUCCAGGAAGAGAAGGAGGGGAAAGAGGGGAAGGACGGAAAAGAAGGGAAAGAGGGGGAAGAGUGUAAGGAGGGUAAAGGAGACGAUGAUAAGGUUAAGCAUGAGGAGAUGGAGCGGCAGGGGAAGGAGGGAGGUCAGCAGGGCGAGGAGGAUAAGCCAACGGGAUCGGAUCGAGGCUCAGAAGAGGUAAGGGCCGCUGAUGCCGCUACUGGUGGAGGUGGUGAGGGGGGCGCGCCGGCUGCUGGUGCUGCUGCUGCGGGUGCUGCUGCUGCCGCUGCUGAUGGUGAUGGUGAUGGGGAUGGUGGAGGUUCUGUUGCUGCUUCUGGUUCGGAGGGCAAGAGGGAGGAAUUUGAAGUGGCCGCAGCGACGACGAAAGGGGACGACCAGGUAAAGUCUGAUGGGCACGCCGCGGGGAUGGCUGAUACGGCUACACCUGCCGCCGCCUCUGCGGAUACAGUCCCUGCUGGCACUGCUGCCACAUCUGACGGCCCUGGGGCGCCGGGAUCUGGGGUAGGUGCAUCUGAGGAGGCCGAAAAUGACAAAGGAACCGUCGGAUCUGAAGCCGAGGGCAAGUCGACGGCGCAGGUGGAGCCGGAAAAGGCGGAGAAAGGCGGCGACGAAGGGGCGCGGGGGGAGGGGAGGAAGGAGGAGGAGGAGCAGAGGGAUGGUAUGGAUGUUGACGGAACGGAAGGGAGGGGGGACGGUGAGAAGGCGGAAGAGGGAGAGAAGGCUGAGCGACCGGCAGAGAAGGAUACUGAGAUGAAGGACGAUGCGAGCAUUGAUGAGAGGAAUGAGGAGAGGAUUGUGAAGAGGGAGGGGAAGAGUGAGGAGAGGAGGGAGGAGAAGAGUGAGGAGAAGAACGAGAAAGAGGAGACGGCGCGCGAGGAAAGGAGGAGUGACGUGGAAGGGAAGGCUCGCGAGAAGGACGAGGAGAUGAGAGACGAAGAGGGCAAGGAGGAGGAGGGGAAAGAGGAGGAGGGACGGGAUUUGAUGAUAGAGGCGGAUACCGAUCUCGUGGGGGAGCUAGAGGCGGAAGCGGAAGAGGCGGAGGCGGAAGCGGGGGCGCUCGCGAAGCAAGGACGUGGGCUUAGGCGCGGGGGUGCCGCGCUGGCGGAAAGGAAAUCGGGGAAAGAGGAGGGCGCGCGGAGAGAGGAAGGCGUCGCGGCGGAGAAGCGUGGGCGGGCAGGGGGUGUCGCGCGCGCGGGGGUGAAUGGGGCGGACGGGAAGAGGGAGCGCGCAGGGGAGGAUGUGGCGGUUGUAGCGCGGAGGAGGGAGGAACGACCUUCAGGCGGGGGUGCAGAGGAGUCCCCCCGUCCCCCCGACGCCAAGCGCCUACGCAGAUGGAGCGCGUCCAAAACAUCCCCACCUGCCCCCGCCACCACUGCUGCCGCCGCCGCGCCUAGCGCGGCCGCCACUCCCGCCCCUGCGUCAGCAGCAGCAGCAGCAGCCGCAGGUGGUGUGGAGGAAGCAGGAAAGGCAGGGGGUGCUGGCGCAGGCAGCAACCGGGCAGUUAGCACUGCUGGUGGAGGGGGAGGGUCAGCUGGAACAGGCUUAUCUGCACCAGCUGUUGCUGCUGCAGCAGAAAAGGCAGGAGACGGGAAAGCGGGUUCUGGGUCAGGUGCUGCUGAUGGUGCAGCGGGUGCGAGGGCUGUGUCAGCGGGAGGUAUGGCUCGCAGCGGCAGUGACGGGAAAGGGGUUGCUGUGGGUGCAGGCACUGCCGCUGCUGCCGCCGCUGCUGCCGGUGCUGCUGCUGGUGGUGGUAACCGUGUGGUGAAGUCGCUCAGUGGACGUGGCAGCGGGCGAUUGGUUGGGGCUGGAGCGAGGGAGGCAGCGCAAGAGAAAGAAGAUGCGCCCCCGCCAGUGGAGCCAGUGACGGAGUCGCUGCGCAUAGACAACUUUGUGCGCCCCUUCACGCAGCAGCAGGUCAAGGACCUGCUCUCAAGCAACGCCCGCUCGCUGCUGCACUACUGGAUGGACGGCAUCCGCACCCACUGCUACGUCACCGUGCGUAUCCUCCCCAAUUCCCCGCCUCCCUGCCUCUCUUCUUUCCAUCCAGUCGCUCUGCCUCCCCCCUUCCUGCAUCGUUUUGUUCUGCACUUCCGUGCUCUGCUUCUAUCCUCCGCCACUCCCCACUUGCCGCCAUUAUUUCACUAUGUUUCUCCAAUCCCAUUCUCCACCCCCUCUGUUCCCUGUUUCCAACCUUAUUCUCUCACCCCAAAACCUCAACUCGCUGCACAGUUUGCAUCAGAAGAAGAGGCAAAGGCAGCGAGGUCGGAGGUGUGGGGAUUGCGCUUCCCGUUGAGGGGAGGCAACCUGCUCACAGCCAGAUUUGUGUCCAAAGAGGAGGUCCUGGCACGGGUUAACGGCCUUCCCAUUCCUCCUCCUCCUGCUGCUGCUGCUGCUGCUGCGGCCGGUGCUGCUGCCAAUUCCGCUGCUCCUGGGGCUGCUGCUGCUGCUGUGGAUGUCAAAGCGGGUGCGGCUAGCGCUGCUGGCGCUGGGAAGGAGAAGCCAGGAGCAAAAGCGGCAGAAGCUCCCCCUGCUGCUGAGACCAAGGCAGCAUCGCCCCCAGCAGCAACAUCUGCGCAAGAUAGGGCUGAAAAGGCAGCAAAAGCAGCCACAGCAGGCACAGCGAGCGCGAGGAUGCAGCAGGAGCACAUACGGUACCCUGUGUUGGUGGUGUCUUCCGUCACGGGCGUCACGGUGCUUGUCUUGUGUGCCUUGUGUGCUCCUCGUAAAUCCCACCGCCACUUUGGCUUCACUGCCAAAGAAUUGACACCGCAAACCCUGGUAACCAGUUUCCGUGUAUUGUCAGCAUCCCGUGACUUGAACCCUGAGCGCGACAUGGAUCCGCUCGACCACGGUUCAGACCCGGCGAUACCGGCAAGAGGGAGCCGACCCGGUAGCCGUGCGGGGAGCCGGCCUGGAAGUCGUCCGGGCAGCCGGCCCGGCAGCUUAAGCGGCAGCCCGCGUCACUCAAGGAGCCGGUCCAGCGCGUCUAUCGGAAGCGAUAGCGUCGGCACGCCUGACGGCUCUCCAACGUCUUCUUCCGCGGGGGCGUCGCAUCGCGCUAAAAUCAGCCCGGAGCGCCGACGAGGCGCAAUUGCGCGCGACACGGGCCAUGCCGUGGCGGGGAGCUCACGGCCCUCGUCGUCCGCGUCUUCGCGCCACGCACGGCUGGACCGACCGCCGCCAUUGGUGCGACCAAUCAACGACCCAGAGGGGCCUGACAUGGAACUGGAUAGCCCCACGUCAGACGACGAAAUCACCGAUGCGGACCUGAUUGCCUAUUCUUCUGGCCCGCGACCGCUGCAGCCAACUACCUCGGGAAUACCGUCGUCCCCGCCUCCUCUUCUCGCCGACCCGCCCAUCGUACCCGGCGGCGAUUACUUCUUCGGCCGGCCCAGCUCCAUCGGUUCAGCAGACGGCGGCUCGGCUUCUGGCGGUGGGGGUCUUAAGUUCCCCCCGUUGAGCGGGCGCGGAGGACGGCCGGGAGCAAACAAGCCAACGCUCGUCAUCCCGCCGGUGAUGAUCGACGGCGUGACGGUCCCGUCGCCCUCGCCGCAAGAAGCCUCGCCCGACCCGGAAGAUAUGGCCCCGUCGCCCGCGCCGCUCUUCCAUUGGCCGUUCGCCACCAACAUGCCGAUCAUCUCGCCGGGUUUCACGCAUCAAUCCGCGCAACAGCAGGCCCCCGGUUCCGCCGGGUUCACUCGCGGUGCGGCAACGCGCGCGGACGCGCUUGCGGCGGCCGCCGCCAUUGUCGCAGGACUCGGGGACGACACGAUCGAAGGCGGGGGACCCAUCGCCGCGCCGCCAACGCUUCCGCGAACGCUGUCGCGACAAAUGUCGCGGGAGCUCUCCCGCGGGCUGUCCCGCAGCGGCGGCGGCGGAGGAGGCGGCGGCGGGAUGGGGGAGAUGGGCGGAGGGCUGCAGCGGCAGCUGUCGCGCGCGCUAUCGACGGAACUCUGGGACAUUCCGCUUUCCACGGUGCCAUCAAUUUUCUUCUCCGCCACUCCCCGCCGCCAAGCGCCCCCGCCGCCCCCGGUCAACAUUGGCGCGACAGUGGCGGCUGACAGCAGCAAGGCGCAAUGGCCGUCGAUCCCGCCUCCUACUCGCACUGCGGAGCCUCCACGUGCUUCUCGCUGCUCUCCUGUAUCUUCUCCUGCCAUGUGCGUGCGCUCUACCUCGUCCCCGCCUCCCUUCCUCCCCCCUUCUAUUCCUUCCUCUCCCUUCCUCUCCCUUCCUUUCCUGUCUACUCCUCCAUUCUUCUGUCUCCUCUACUCUUCUCCCCUCACUUCUGUCUCCCCUUUACCCCCUCUAACCUCCCAUCGCCCCCUCCCUUCUCUGCACUCGCCUGUUGCUUCUCUCUCCUUCUGCCACUUCUUAUUUCCCUCAUCCUCCCCCGUGACUCCCUCCGUUUCCCGCUCUCUCCCUUACGUCCCUCCUGCUUUCCCUAUUCCCCUCUUCCGCCGCUCCCCGUUUCCCAUUUUCCCCCUCCCUGCCCUCCGCCCUUCCCCUUCUUGCGCGCAGCUCUACUCCGCGACCCUGCGCCACAAGGUGCGGGCGAAGUACGCCAUACAGGGCUCCGCGUGCGGGGACUGCUGCGCGCACUGCUUCUGCCACGCCUGCGCGCUCAUGCAAGAGCUUCACGAGCUGCAGGUGCGUGUGCCCCCACCGCGCCCCCCGCGCCCACACCCGCGUGUGGGGAAGCUUGUAUGCCGCCCGCUUGAUGCUUCUCUGCCUACUAGUCAGAUAGACCUCUGA
This is a messenger RNA of Closterium sp. Naga37s-1, 5097 nucleotides long. Lineage: Eukaryota; Viridiplantae; Streptophyta; Zygnematophyceae; Desmidiales; Closteriaceae. The record is from the annotation of a GenBank genome assembly.